Messenger RNA from Equus quagga, 1104 nucleotides. It is a transcript of the gene MRPL16, whose product is annotated as mitochondrial ribosomal protein L16. Gene Ontology annotation, cellular component: mitochondrial large ribosomal subunit; ribosome. NCBI's taxonomy places the organism in Eukaryota, Metazoa, Chordata, Mammalia, Perissodactyla, Equidae. Gene Ontology annotation, biological process: mitochondrial translation. The record is from RefSeq and is a predicted model, not a curated record. Bases 133 to 888 code for a protein of 251 amino acids. Gene Ontology annotation, molecular function: rRNA binding; structural constituent of ribosome. The transcript is spliced from 4 exons.
CAACUUCCGGUCCCACGCACAGCCGUCCGGCGGCGGUUCUAGCGUGACUCUAGAACGCCGCGCUGUCCGCCCGGGUUAAGGUCGUCGCCGGCGUGGCUGCGGGAAGCCCGGCGCGGACGGACGCGGGUGACCAUGUGGCGGCUGCUGGCUCGGGCCCGUGCGCCCCUCCUGCGCGUGCCUUUAUCAGAUUCUUGGGCCUCUCCGCCCGCCAGUGCUGGCCUAAAGACGCUGCUCCCGGUGCCAACUUUUGAGGAUGUUUCCAUUCCUGAAAAGCCCAAGCUUAGAUUUGUUGAAAGGGUACCACUUGUGCCAAAAGUGAGAAGAGAACCUAAAAACUUGCGUGACAUACGAGGACCUUCCACUGAAGCUACUGAGUUCACAGAAGGCAAUUUUGCAAUCUUGGCACUGGGUGGUGGUUACCUCCAUUGGGGCCAUUUUGAAAUGAUGCGCCUGACAAUCAACCGCUCUAUGGACCCCAAGAACAUGUUUGCCUUGUGGCGGGUACCGGCCCCUUUCAAGCCCAUCACCCGCAAGGGUAUGGGACAGCGCAUGGGGGGAGGCAAAGGUGCCAUUGAUCACUACGUGACUCCCGUGAAGACUGGCCGCCUCAUAGUAGAGAUGGGUGGGCGCUGUGAAUUCAAGGAGGUACAAGGUUUUCUCGACCAGGUUGCCCACAAGUUGCCCUUCCCAGCAAAGGCUGUGAGCCGUGAGACUCUAGAGAAGAUGCGGAAAGAUCAAGAGGAACGAGAACGUAAUAACCAAAACCCCUGGACCUUUGAGCGCAUAGCCACUGCCAACAUGCUGGGGAUACGGAAAGUACUGAGCCCAUAUGACUUGACCCAGAAGGGGCGAUACUGGGGCAAAUUCUACAUGCCCGAACGUGUGUAGUGAGAAUGUGAGAAAUAAACGUACACAGGCUGUUGAGAGAGAAGGAAUCUACAUUUUAUUCCCCUCAGCCUACCCUUAAAAGUCUUUGGGUAGCUCUGAUGUCAUACCCAAGGAGUAGCAUAUGAGUAGAUGAUUUCUGAAAAAUUGUAUGAUAUCUGUUGAUUUUUUUAAAAAGUGCAUUUAUAUUAAAUAAAGUUUGAACAUCACCUCAGGAUA